AUGACAUUAGACAGAGGUGAGAGUUUCGUUAACAAGAUACAACCGGCGGCUUCUGUGUCCUGCCUCUCGCAGUGUCAAAACAUUUUCGGGAAAAGGCUGAAGCGUUGGGGCUCCACGGGAUCGUGGAGCCCCGGCGCGGUUAGCGGCGGCGGCACGGAGGCGCAGCCAGGCUCCAGGGACGCCCUGGACGUGCGCUACUCACUGGCAGCCCUCGCCGACGACUACACCAAGAGGAAGCACGUGGUCCGGGUCACCACCGCUGCCGGCGCAGAGCUAUUACUACAGGCUGAAGGUGCAGCAGACGCGCAGCGCUGGCUAGCAGCACUCCGGCGUCACUCGGCGGAGCCCCCGCCGGCCGAGCCAGCGCCCGCACAGCCCGCACCCGCGCCCGCACCACUACCCGCACCCGACUGCCCCUCCCCACUCCCGCCACAACGCAGCAAGAAGAUCGGCAGGAAUAGGUCUCCCACUGUUCCCACAGGCCCACCGACGCCAACUUUACCAUCAUCUCCGAAGAACAAGACGUGGAAGGGCCGCAUGGCGAAGCAGUUGCGCCGCAUGCACGGCGGCGCGGCGGCCGCAGCGGCCCCGGCCGCGGGCUGGCUGGGCGCGCCGCUCGAGCGCUGCCCGCACGAUCCCGACCACCCAUUAGUGCCACGCGCUGUGACCUUACCUGCACAUGCUGUUGAGGCAUACGGUCUCCGCACAGUAGGAGUAUACCGAGUGCCAGGCAAUGCAGCGGGAGUAGCAGCCCUGGCGGCAGCACUAGACCGCGGCGAGCCCCCGCCCGCGGCGGACGCGCGGUGGGCCGACGUGCACGUGGCGUCCAGCCUGCUCAAGGCGUACCUACGGAGGCUGCCUGACCCACUGCUCACUGCUGAUCUGUAUCCCGCCUUUAUUGCUGCCGACCGGUCGCCAGAAAGAGCGCGGGAGCUACGGCGUCUAGUCCACGCACUGCCCGACGCACACUACGAAACACUCAAGUACCUGAUCCAACAUUUGCGCAAAGUUGUUGCGCAUUCCGCCUACAACAAAAUGGAGGCGAGAAACUUGGCCAUCGUUUUUGGACCAACGUUGGUCCGCGCGGCCAGCGACGACAUGUUGGCCAUGGUCAACGAUAUGUCCAGCCAAUGUCGCAUCAUCGAGUCUUUCCUCACACAUUACGAUUGGUAUUUCGAGGAAGAAGAGGGUGAACCCCCAGUAGAUCCCCCCACCAGCGCGGAGGAACUGUCCCCCGCGCCAGCGCCCUCUCGAGACCUGUUAAUACACAACGUUAAGAAGAUUGAAGCUUUCCAUAUUCCAGGCAAGGACGUGUCGACGCGAGACAUAGUGUCCUCUAUAAUAUCGGCGGCUAACCGCAAGAUCCAGCGCAAGCCGCGCUCCAAACCGGAGAAGAAGUUGGACGAUAAGCGAUCGGACGUGUCGCCGGGUGGCUCGCCGCCUAGCUCGCCGCUCACCUCGCCGCCACACCACCUCACCACCUCGCUGGCGGACUACGACGGCCUCAACCACAAGUACAGCAGGACGCAGGAUGGCAAUAAAAUUGAACUGGAGUCAAUGCAAGCGCUGGGCCGCGGUCGUCAAGAACUCUCGCGGCAUACUCACGCGCUCACCAACUUCUCUAUAGAUGGAACCGGAGACUUGGUGUCGUCUCUGACCAGCACGUUCGACCAGAAGUUGCGGACGCUGAACAACUCGUCCCCGCUCGACGACGGCAGCAUUCCCUACGCCGACGAGUGCCAGGACGAGACCGAGGAGGGCAAGUCCACCGCCAGCUCCCCGUCAGAGGGCGCCAGCGAGAGAGAGGAGCGACUGUCCCCCGCCGCGCGCGCGCACGAACUCAAGGCAGCCUGGCUCGCGCGGGACCACCGCCACUCCUCCUCCUCCAGCGCCGACGAGCCCGAACGCGCCUGGCCGCGCCGCCACGCGCGUGAUGAUCCCGACGACUCGGAGAAGGAAAACUGCCCACGACGGGACGAGCCCGACUCUGCCGAGCCGGCCACCGAACCAGCACCCCGCGAUAACAAGCGCAACAGUGCUGCACUGGAAGCCGUACCAGCCUCACGGCCCGCUGAAGAAGAGGGCGCCAAGCUAAAGCGCUCGGCGUCACUAUCCCGCGAAGCAGGAGCGCGCGUGCUGCGGUCGGAGAGCCUGAACUGUCGCGAGACGGGCGCGCGGCCCGAGCGCCGCGACCUGCCCGCCGUGCGCCGCCGGGACGCCGCCGGCGCCUGGCGCUCCACCAAACUCAAGCGCAAGAACGGCAUGCCCGAGCGAGGCAUCAAGCGGCGCCACACGGUGGGCGGCACCAAAGACUUCGACAAGGACGGCUGGUCGGCGCGCCACACGCGCACGUCGUCGCCCGACCUGUCGUCGGACGUGACGUCAGACCUGGCGGCGGAGCUGCCGAGCGUGUGGCCGUCCCCGCUGGUGCCGCCGCCGCGGCCGCCGCUGGAGUCGCACGUGUGA
This is a messenger RNA of Spodoptera littoralis (African cotton leafworm), 2466 nucleotides long. NCBI's taxonomy places the organism in Eukaryota, Metazoa, Arthropoda, Insecta, Lepidoptera, Noctuidae. The record is from the annotation of a GenBank genome assembly.